AUGAACUUUAUUGCUGGAUACCUUCUGCUCCACAUGAGUGAGCACGAAGCAUAUUGGACACUGGUAUCGAUUAUUGAGGAUAUAUUACCAACUGAAUAUUUCACAACUACAAUGAUGGAUCUUUCGGUGGACGUUAGAUUCGUGUUUGGAGACCUUUUGGCCAAGAAGCUGCCACGACUACAUAAGCAUUUCCUUCAGAUUGGUUUGACUCUACCAUUAGUCAUGACACAAUGGUUCCUCUGUAUAUUAGCCACUGCCACACCGACCGAAACAACAUUUAGAAUAUGGGAUGUAUUCUUUAGUGAAGGAUCCAAGGUAUUGUUUAGAAUUGGAAUAGCAUUGUUCAAAGUCAACGAAGAGAAGUUGCUAUCCUGUAAAGAAUAUAACACUCUGUAUAACCUGGUAAAGAAAAUACCAUCAAUUAUGUAUGAUGCCGAUGUGCUCAUUGACUAUGCAUUUAGACGAUGUGGAAAGUUCUCUAUGAAGUCGAUCAAUCAGAAGAGAAAUGAAUGUCGUCCAAUUGUCCAAGAGGAAUAUCUCUCAUUCCAGAUGAUGAAGAGUGGUCUGAAGCGACAAUCACAACAGAUCACCAAACGAGAGUUGUCCUCAUCAUCCUUGAAGAAAUGGAAGAACAAGUUCAAGGAGAUAUAG
Molecule: messenger RNA, 651 nt
Organism: Acytostelium subglobosum LB1
Lineage: Eukaryota; Evosea; Eumycetozoa; Acytosteliales; Acytosteliaceae
Exons: 4
Coding region: 1-651 (216 amino acids)
Source: RefSeq, a predicted model, not a curated record